AUGCGCACCAAGGAUUCCCUGUUGAAGCGCAGCUCCGAGUCCCGGUCCCAGACGCGCCGCAGCCGGCUCUCAGCGCGGGCAGGGCCCCGCAGCCUCUCCAGCCUCCCGGCCUCCGCCGGCCCCUCGCAGUUGCCAUUCCCGCCCCCCCGCCCCCCGCGCCCGCCCGCCCUUGCAGCCGCUGGGCACCUGCACCGAAACCCAGGCCCCGGGGCUAGUGCCCCGGGGCGUGCGGAGUGUUACCAUAACAACCGGGCGCCCGCCGCGGAGGCCGCCGGGGAGGAAAGACAGCGGGCGGGCGAGGAGCUGGCAGAGGCGCGGGGCAAGCGGGCCGGCCGGGGCGACGGGCGGGCGAAGCCCGGGGGCCGCGGGGCUCGGGUGCGAGUCGGGCAGGGGGACGGGCUGAGCGCUGGGAGCGGAGCGAGGCGGCGGCUGAGGCGGGGGUGGAUGGCCACAGGGGCGCCGGGGAGCCGCGUCGGGCUUGUGGUCUCGGGCCCCCAUGGUCCUCUAACGCAGCCCGGGGGGCCGCUGCGCGCCACACUCCGCUCUCGCCCGCCCUGCGCCUCUCGGAGCCUCAGGUCUGAGGUGGGAGUGUGAUGUGAGCUGCUGGGCGAGCGGCGGAGAGAAGUGCCAACAGAAGGAGGGUUUGGGACGGGAGAGGAGAGCGAGUUAGUCAGCAGAGGUCGGUGGAGGGAGCCAUGAAAACAACUCUCCGGCGGGGAGAGGGGCAGGCGCUGCGCUCGGUGCGCCGGGGCUGAAGGAAAUCCGGGGCCGUGGAGGGACGGAAGGGGCCCGCGGAGGGCAGGCUGCGCCGAGCAGGGGCGAGCGCCCAGCUGUAAACACCCGUCCUGGGGCCGACCUCAGGCCUGGCCACGCUGGGCUGGGGGCUUGGUCGGGGGGCGACCCGGGACAGCCCAGCAGAGUUCGUUUGGGGCUGGGGGGCUGGGCUCGAGGAGAGGACUCGGGUUUCUUUUGACCCUUUUAUUGUGUAAACUUGGCCGCGGUUGCCACAGGAAGGCUAGCCAGAGGGUAAUUACACAGGUGAGGCCCUGCGGGGCAGGCGGAGCUUCUGGCGCGGCGCUAGGGGUCUUGAAGAGUUUCCUGCGCCCAGGCACCAGGACUGAGAAUUUCUCUACCAGCCCCUGCGGAGGUGCCACUGUUCCCAGCGGCGUUUUUUACGAAGGGCAUUUUGAAAACCGAGCAUUACCCGCAGAAUCCGCGGCAAGCCUGUUGAAGGAGCCCCCAAGUGUACUUUACAGCACGCUGGGUGGAAACUGGAUGUGAAAAUGAAGCCAGACCG
Odobenus rosmarus divergens (Pacific walrus) is the source of this 1297-nucleotide messenger RNA. RefSeq lists its product as uncharacterized. The transcript is spliced from 4 exons. Lineage: Eukaryota; Metazoa; Chordata; Mammalia; Carnivora; Odobenidae. The record is from RefSeq and is a predicted model, not a curated record. The coding region runs from base 1 to 594 and encodes 197 amino acids.